CUACUCGAAUAGUUGACAGUUAUGAGUUCUAAAAGUGAAUGGAAAUUCAAUAUUAAUAAACACAUCAAAUAUCACUUUAAGAAACCAUGUCUGAACAGUCUAUGCUGGAAUAUAACAUCCAACUCUUGUUGUAGAUUGUAUUUGCUAUUGAGCAAAUUUGUUGGAGUGUGCUUAAACAACACAGAGAUUUACAACAAGAAGACUUUUCACAAUGCUGUCAGUGAGAGAAAUGGACGUGGUCUCAUUACAGUUGCCAACCACACCUCCAGACUUGAUGACCCUCUGGUGUGGAAUCUCAUAGGAUGGCGCAAUUUUAAACUAUCUACUUGGCGUUGGUCAACAGCUGCUGAAGACGUGUGUUUCAAAAGCAAGGCGGAAUCUUGCAUGAUGGCUAUCGGGAAAGUACUUCCUGUUACGCGAGGGGAGGGGGUGUUCCAGAGGUCGAUGGAUUUCUGCGUUAAUGAAAUCGUAGAAGGAAGAUGGGUGCACAUUUUUCCGGAGGGGAAAAUAAAUCUGGACCAGAAACCAAUGAGACUGAAGUGGGGAGUGGGAAGGUUGAUUGCAGAGCCAAAUAUUACACCAAUGGUCCUGCUUAUACACCACACAGGCUUUGAGACAGUGUUUCCCAAUGAUGGACGACCGCUGUUUCCACGGCUGGGAAAGAAGACCUCCAUCUACAUCAGCGAUAUGUUGGACUUAACUACUGAUGUGCAGAAGAUGAAAGACCUCAUGAAAACACCGGAGGAGAUGAGGCAAAGAUUGACAGACAUCAUUGAGGAAGAAAUGGCAACUCUCAAAUUAAAGGCAGAGCAAUUCCAUGAACAGUGUUUUGGACAAAUGCACUCUUCCAUCAGCCAAGCUAUUUCACCUACAAAUCAAAAUCAGAUGGACUUUUCCAAGUGUGAAGCAGGUGACAAAGCAGGUGGCCAAAUGGACUCUUCCAUUUCAGGAAAUGAUGACAAUGCUUCAUACCCUGAGGAACGGAAUAUUCUAAAUAUUGAAAAUGAUGAGAAUAGUGCAAAUGAUAAUGGUGUCAAGAAAGAAUUUGAAAAAAAACAAAGUCAAUGAAAGCAAACCUCUUUAUACCGGUAACUUGUUGAACUCAGGAAUUUCUGUUAUUAUCCUCCCCUGUAAAGAAGCAGGGGUACAUGCUUUGCACAUGUUGGUUCUUUGGAAAGUCUUAAACCAAAUGUUGUCCGAUUGGUAAUUAGUGAAUGCUUUGGCCGUAAGUCCUAAAACUUGUUAGGGAGGCUGGCCAUGACCAGCAGAUAACCUUCUUUUGAGGUCAGUAGGUCAUGGUAGCAGUGACCUUAAACAAAAAAAGCUUGUUGGAUCAAUAACUAAAAUAUUCAUGAGCCUACAUUCUUCAAACUUUGUAGGGAUGUUCUUUAUGACCUGUAUAUUACCUCUAUUGAUUUUGAGAUCAAUGUGACCUUGAACACAAAAACCAUAAAGAGAAGGCUUGGACAUUCUGUCCUCAGACUUGGUGGGGUGGUUGUUUGUGACCUGUAGAUAUUGACCCUUUUAAAAGUAGACCACAGUCACGGCCACCUUUCAAAACCGGUAUCGAAAAAAUACAUAAAUACAACUAUUGAUAACUAAAAUGUUUUGGUUGAAAGUUGUGAGAAACUGACCAUUGUCAUAAUAUUUUAAACAUAUUAGUUACCACUUAUAUUAACCUUAACGCAUAUAUCUAUAGAUAUAUCUCUUCUGAGAAGCAAAUGUGAAAUGAAAUAAAGAAGAAAGGAAAGGGACAAAGGAUUUAAUAAAUUGUGCAUAGACCGAGAAUAUAACAAUUAUGUAGGUAAAAAGUGUUCACUGCCAUGACAGGAUAAUUAGUAUUCACACUCAAGCUAAUCAUACAUAACGGAACAUACACGCCUGGGAAACACUCACACUACCUAUAAUUUGACACCUGGUUACAUAUAUACAACUUGCAUUGUCCAUAUUGUCAACUUUAUUGUAUCCAUAUCCAUUUACCUAAUUCAUUGUCAUGUGAAACUUCUGAGAAAGCAUGCAUUUACCGUAUAACUUUUUAACUCCUAUGGAAACAAUUCGAACAGGUCAAUAACUCUACCUAUUGUCCUCAAAGUUGGUAGUGACUGGUCAUAUCCUUUAUCGAGAUGAUUCAUUGACAGCUAUUAGGGGGCCAAACAUCUCUUGUUUAAGAAUUGUUUCUAUCUAAAAUUCAGGGAGCAAUGACUUUGUGAUAGAAAUUGGAGUACUGGUACUGUUAAUUUUUAUAGAUAUUUUUAUAAUAUGUAAUUUUUUCAAAAUUAUGUUGUCCAAUUUAUUAUCUGGUUGAUGCAAGGAGGUAUCCAAACCUUUUAUAGAAAUGUGAAUAUGAUGUUCAUUUUGAUACCAGAACCUUUUAUUUAUACAAUUAAAGGGAUAAGACACCAGAUGGUCCCAAAAUACAAAUAAAGUAUUUUCUCAAACAAGACUAGAAUUGUGAAUACCUACCAAUAAGAGGCCAAUUUUACAUCAUUUUACAUGAUUACAAAAAUAUUUUGGCGCUGCUUUAGCUGAGUUUAACAUUUAAAAAUAGUGCAUAAUGGUUUCCCAGUUUAUAAUGUAGCAUUUGAAAGUCACAUAAUCAGUACUGAUAAAUAUACCAACAAUUUUUUUUUUUAUGUAAGUUUUUGACAAUUUUUUGUUAUUCUUCCAAUUGUAUCUUCUGGUGUCUAGUCCCUUUGAUUUAAAGGGACUAGAAAGCUAAGCAAUUUAUUUUUGUGAUUAAAAAUACUCUGUUUGAACAUGUGUUUAUAUUAUUUUUGGUGCCCUAAAUGAAGCACCAGGCUUCCAUUAAAAAAUUGUAACUGGAAGUAUGAACUUCCUUGCCAUCCAUUUUGAAAGGUUUGAAUCUGAACAAAUGGUUUUUGGUGUGUAAAUAUUUAGUGAACAGUGAUCAAUUGCUAUAAAUAGUCAAAGAUAUGAAACAAAAGGCAUGAUUUAAUACACUUGUGCCUGAGAUCAAUGAGUGAAGAUUUAUAAAAUUUAGGACUUUUUAUUGCUAUGAAUGUUAAAAGAAGAUGAGCGUAAGGGGAUGUCAACGUUCAUCUGUUCUAGUUUUCAGUCGAGCAACAGGCAU
Messenger RNA from Mya arenaria, 3091 nucleotides. Its product is annotated as tafazzin-like. Gene Ontology annotation, cellular component: mitochondrial membrane. Bases 22 to 1068 code for a protein of 348 amino acids. The record is from RefSeq and is a predicted model, not a curated record. Gene Ontology annotation, biological process: cardiolipin acyl-chain remodeling; inner mitochondrial membrane organization. The transcript has 7 exons. Gene Ontology annotation, molecular function: 1-acylglycerophosphocholine O-acyltransferase activity. Lineage: Eukaryota; Metazoa; Mollusca; Bivalvia; Myida; Myidae.